Messenger RNA from Eubalaena glacialis (North Atlantic right whale), 1779 nucleotides. It is a transcript of the gene TENT5D, whose product is annotated as terminal nucleotidyltransferase 5D. NCBI's taxonomy places the organism in Eukaryota, Metazoa, Chordata, Mammalia, Artiodactyla, Balaenidae. The record is from RefSeq and is a predicted model, not a curated record. Gene Ontology annotation, molecular function: poly(A) RNA polymerase activity; RNA binding. Gene Ontology annotation, biological process: mRNA stabilization. Bases 1 to 1779 code for a protein of 592 amino acids. The transcript has 2 exons.
AUGUCUGAAAUCAGAUUCAGCAAUCUCACUUGGGAUCAAGUUAUAACACUGCAUCAAGUGUUAGAUGAAGUAAUUCCAAUUCAUGGAAGGGGGAAUUUCCCCACAUUGGAGGUAAAACCAAAAGAUAUCAUUCAUGUUGUGAAAGGUCAACUGAUAGAGCAAGGAAUUAUUGUUAAAGAUACCCGAUUGAAUGGUUCCACAGCAAGUUACGUACUUGCAAGCCACAAUGGCAUGAGCUAUAAGGAUCUGGAUGUUAUUUUUGGUAUUGAACUACCAAGUGAUCAAGAAUUUCAGCUUGUUAAGGAUGUAGUUCUAGGUUGCCUACUCGACUUUUUACCAAAAGGUGUAAAAAAGGAAAAGAUCACCCUAAAGACUAUGAAAGAGGCUUACGUGCAGAAGAUGGUCAAAGUUUGCAAUAAGCAUGAUCGUUGGAGUCUCAUCUCUCUUUCAAAUAACGCUGGCAAGAAUGUAGAGCUAAAAUUUGUGAAUUCACUGAGACGACAAUUUGAAUUUAGUGUAGAUUCCUUUCAAAUUGUCUUGGAUCCCAUGUUAGAUUUCUACAGUGACAAAAGUCGUAAGCUAACCAAAGAAUUAUAUCCUGUUGUGGUAGCUGAAAGCAUGUAUGGAGACUUCCAAGAAGCAAUGACACACUUGCAGCACAAGCUUAUAUCUACCAGAAAACCUGAGGAAAUUAGAGGUGGUGGCCUUUUGAAAUACAGUAACUUGCUGGUUCAUAACUUUAAGCCAGUUUGUGAAGCAGAAAUCAAGACCCAAGAACGUUAUAUGUGUUCUAGAUUCUUCAUUGAUUUUCCUGAUGUAGCAGAACAGCGAAAGAAGAUUGAAUCAUACCUCUACAACCAUUUCAUAGGUGAAGAAAAGAGAAAGUAUGACUACCUAAUGACCUUGCAUGGAGUUGUGAAUGAAAGCACUGUUUGCCUCAUGGGUCAUGAAAGAAGACAGACCCUCAAUAUGAUCACCCUUAUGGCUUUAAAAGUACUUGGAGAACAGAAUAUCCUACCUAAUACAAGCAAGGUAACUUGCUUUUAUCUGCCUGCUCCAUACUUUGCUGCUGGGGGAGGGUCCCCUACGUAUUAUGUAACAUCUGGACUACCACCUACAUUGUUUCAGCCAUACCACCCACUACACUUUCAUGUGCCAAAUGUUUUGUGUAGCAGAACACGUUUUCUAAUUGCUUCCAUCAAGGCCCUCCUUGCUUUAUUGAUCAUUGGUAGAGUUGAUGGAGGAAAUUGCUUUAAACCAGGACAAACUGGAGCUGAUGAAGAUCAGGAAACUGAUAGAGCGCAAGGGCUUGAUGUGGAAGAUGGUGAUUGUAGGAAAGUAAACAGUGAUUGUAGAGUGGAAAAUUUUGUUGACUUCAAACUUGUUGAUCUUGGGUGUGGUGUAAUCAAAUGUCCUGUUGGUUGUGCAACUGAAGAUCUUGGCAACUGUACAACUGAAGAUCUUGAUGACUGUGUAUCUAAACAUCCUGAUAAUUGGACAAAUGUACAUCUUGUUGACUGGGCAACUGAAUGUUUUGAUGAUGGAAUUAAAGACAUUGAUGUUUGUGGACCUGAAGAUACUGAUGAUAGUGGAACUGAACUUUGUAGUAUUUGUGGAGUUGAAGAUAUUGGUAAUGGUGCAAUUGAGGAUGUUGAUGUUGGUGGAACCACAUAUUUUGGUGGUGGUGGAAGUGAAGAUCUUAGUCUUGAUGGAACUGAAGAUCUUGGUGAUUUUGCAACAAAAAGUCUUGAUUUUGCAGAUGAAGAUCUCACAGCUUAA